Ectocarpus sp. CCAP 1310/34 is the source of this 489-nucleotide messenger RNA. Lineage: Eukaryota; Phaeophyceae; Ectocarpales; Ectocarpaceae. The record is from the annotation of a GenBank genome assembly.
AUGCAUACACGAAACAGAGUGUCUGAAUCCUUGCCACCUCCGGUGCAACACCCGACUCGCCGAACUGAAUCAAUCAAGGCCGCCAAGGCCGCCGUGGUGGAGAAGGACGCCGCCAUCGCCAAGAGCCUGCAGCUGGCGAGGAAGGAGAAAGAUGCCUUCGACAUGGACCUUAAGGCCGCGAAUGCCGAGGCUGGCCGUUUCAGGGACAUGGUUGAGACCAGGGCGGACAUGGACGACGAGUACAGGGCGUUAGCCGAGGCAUCCGACACCCUCGACGAGCGAGUCCAAGACUACGAGGCAAGGCUCAGGGUCCUCGCGGAGGAGAAUGACGGCAUCAGGGCUGACUACUCGGCCGAGAUCAAGAGCAUGGAGGCGGAGCGGUCGUCCAUGCGGGAGCGCAUCGCUAACCUGGAGAGCGCUCUGACGUCGUCGGAGACGGCUAUCGACCAGCAGCGAGCGGACCUCCAGGCUGAGCUACGGAAGUUGUAG